AUGGAGGUGGACGAGCAGGCGGGUGCGGCGGUGAUGGCGUACGCUCUGGCCUCGAUCGCCGACGAGGCCGCGGGCGCGGGGGAGACCGCGGCCGCGCUCGCCGUGCUCUGCGACGUGCUCGCGAUCUCCGGCCCGGACCUCAUCCUCACCAUCCCCUCCGCGGGGCUAGCCAGGCGCCUCCCCGCCCUCGUCGCCUCCGCCGCGGGAGGGGAAGGCGACGUGCCGCUGCUCGCCGCGCGCGCCAUGGCCGAGGCCGUCGAGGGGGCGCCGCAGUGGGCCGCGCGCUUCGCGCAGAACGGCGCCGUCGAGGCGCUCCGCGGCAGGCUGCUCGCCAUCGACUACAUCGAGCUUGCCGAGGAGGAGGCUUCCCUUUGUCUUUGUAUUUGGCAGUGCUUGCGAGCUCUGGACGCGAUAUCUUUACAAUGCCCUGACGAUUGCCUCCGCCGUGGGGUGGCAGCUGCUGUGCUACAGUUCUUCGACUUCUUUUCAACGAGCAAGCAGAAAGUGGCACUCCGGAUCGUCUCAAAUAUUUUCAAUGAUUACGAUGAAGAGUAUGCACCCACGGUCAUGGAGGCUGUGCCUGCUCUGUGCAACCUCCUGCAAUCUGCUGAUAAGACGAUACUCGAAUCCACUAUUUCUUGCUUGGCAAUGGCCGCUGCUGGCGCUUCCGGAAAUGCUGAACACAUGGGAAAGCUAUGCGAAUCUAAUGCAGUCGAGGCAACGAUGAGCUUGAUGAAUAACGAUGGGUGGAAGAGCAUCAGUGAUGAUACCUUAACUGGCAUUCUUGGGCUGCUGAAAAAUCUUGCUUCCGUCUCUGCAAAGGCUGUGAAGUCUCUUUUCGAGUUAGAUGUUUGUGAAUUGCUCAAGCAGAUGAUAACUUAUUAUAGUUCCCCGCACAAUGAGAAUGAUAAGUUGCAGAUGCUUGUCAAGCUCAUAUACCAGCUUAUGCCACCUCUCGAAACAUCUGAUCAACACGCUGAACUAGUCACUGCAAAGAAAAAUGUCAUCAUAGAACAAACAACAUACAUUCACCAGCUUACUAGCGUCGUUACCCUUAUAAUACAGGUUGCAAAAUGUGCUGCACUAUCAUCAAUUUGCUACAACUGUGUCGUUGUCAUCAGCAACAUUGUUGAAUUAAGCACCUCUACUUUCCUGAUGGAGUUACAGAAGACUGUAAAUCUCUCAAGCUUUCUUGCUUGUUUGUUGGCCCGGAAAAACCGUCAUGUUGUGUUCCAAACACUCAAGAUUUCAAGGACCCUCCUGGAAAAACACCACCAGUUUUUCUUUGAGACCUUUACCAAGGAGGGUGUGAAGCAUGCAAUUGAUGCAAUAGUAUCACAAGAAAAAAACUCAAGUCACCAGUCAAAAAGAAAGAACAACACGCAAGAAAGUUGCCUUUGCUUUGACCUUUACUUGGAGUCUUCCUCAACUGAUGAGGCAUGCAGGAUUGAGAACAAUGCUGUCAUGAAACUAGCAGAAGAUAUAAAGGAAAGCUUCUUGGCGGUGAAAGGAAGUAAAAAAUCUCCUCAUAGGUUUGGAUUUGCUCUUAAAAGUGUCAGAGACUUUUUUGCUAGGUUGAAUGUUCAUGCCGUGACAACCCCUGCUGAAAAUCCAGAUAGCUGCAAACAGUUGUCUGAUCUUUCAAGGAGAUUAUUGUCAGAUGAACUGCCAGUUACUUCUACUUUUGAGUUUGUAGAGAGUGGGAUUAUCAAAUAUUUGGCAGGUUAUCUCUCAAACGAUGCAUACGUCAAUGCAAAUCUCCAGAAUGGACAGGAUUUGCUAGGGCAGCUUAAUGAGGUGCGGAGUCGGCUGCAGAAAUUCACCUAUUUGGCUCUCACCGUGUCAGAUGAAAGCUCAGGGAAGCCCCUUGGGAUUUUGGUGGAGAAGCUACUAGACGCCUUGCACAUGUGCUAUGACAGUUUUCCUGUAAUGCUAUCUGAUGAACAGUCUGCACGUGAGAGCAUGAUGAUUCCGCUGAGAUAUCCUGAGGAACCAACGACACUGGAGUUAAAAUUUCGAAGGUCGCAGAGGGAGAAGGAAUUGCGCAAUUAUGAUGAUGUUCGCAGUGUCAGCCUUUUCUCAACACCUGAUGCCAUUGAAGCAGUUCUCUUGACUGAGAUUUGUAAAAGAACUGAUCAGGAACCUGCAUCCAAUUCCAAGAAAUCCAAUCAAGAGAAGGAAUCAAAUCAAAGCAGAAAGUUAGUCGAGUCCAAAAAUGGUGACGGGAACAGAUCCUCAAGUCUGAAAUUCUCUUACAAUGGCACGAAACUCCAGCCAUCUGCAACAUUUUUUGAGUCAAUCCUCCGUCUAAUGAACAAGGGACAAUCUGAUCUAUCGAUUGACCCAUAUUUCUGGGAUGAAGAACACAAAAUAACAUAUAGGAGGAGAAACAAAAGCAAGGAUCUCUCUUCCCGGAGUUCCUAUAAUUCUCAGUUAUCCCAGGUGCACGAAAAGUUUCAGCAAUCAUGGCUGAAGGACCCAUUUUUCUCUACCAUACUUCUUGGCAACCUUCCUGGUCAUCUGGAUGUGUCUGAUCCAUCAUACAAUUUCUUGUUCAUGCUGAAAGUUCUUGAAGGGCUGAACCGUUUUUCAUAUCAACUGUUGAUGGAUGAACAGAUAUGCAAAUUUGCUGAAGGCGCUCUACGAGAUAUAAAUGAUCUUAAGGUGGCAAUUUCUCCAAUUCCACAGCAUCAGUUCAUGAGCAGUCUUCUGACGAAUAAGCUAGAACUGCAAAUGCAAGAUAGCUUGUUUGAGGAUGGCCUCAUACCCUCAUGGUGUGUCUAUCUGGUUGAGAAUUGCCCAUUCCUGUUGUCCUUCGACACGCGGUGGAAGUACUUCUGCCUGACUGCGCAUCGCUCAUUCAUGACAGACCAGGUUAACAGUACUCCGGACCAGGUUAACAGUCAUCCAGACCAGGUUAAGAGUCCUCCACAAACUAAAAAGUACAGAGUAACCCGGAGUUCUAUCCUUGAAGGUGCUGUAUCAAUGAUGACCAAUCAUGAUCCAAGCAGCAGAAUCGUUGAGGUGGAAUUCGAAGGAGAGGUUGGGACUGGGCGAGGUCCAACAUUCGAAUUCUACACUACAAUUUCUCAUGAACUUCAAAGAGCCGAGCUUGGAAUGUGGAGAGGAGACAGCAGUGAAUCUGGCUUCAUGCAUGCUCCUUUUGGACUAUUUCCAAAGCCGUGGUCGUCAUCAAGCACUUCAUCGCGAGAGAUUGAAUUUUCUAAUGUGCUACAGAAAUUCAAGCUUCUUGGGCAUCUUGUAGUGAGAGCAGUUCUGGAUGGAAGGAUCCUUGACAUCCCACUUUCUAAAGCAUUUUACAAAAUCAUGCUCGAGCAGGAGCUCGAUAUAUAUGACAUCCCAUCGUUUGAUCCUGAGCUGGGCAAGGCAGUAAUAGAGUUUCAAGCACUUGAUAACAGGAAGAAGUUCUUGGAGACAUCUUCAAGAACAUUUAACCCUACUGAUGAUUUGUCCUAUAAAAACGUGAAAAUGGAGGAUUUGUGCCUUGACUUUACUCUUCCUGGAAAUCCUGAAUAUGAACUUGUUCCUGGAGGCUCGGAGAACAUGGUGACACUUGACAAUUUAGAGGAAUAUGUAUAUCUGGUUCUUGAUGCAACACUGAAGAGCGGUAUUGCCAAGCAGAUAGAAGCUUUCAAGUCCGGAAUUAAUGAGGUUUUGGCCAUUAAGACCCUCAAAAUGUUCACAGAGGAAGAAAUGGAACGCGUACUAUGUGGUGAACAUGAUUCUUGGGCUUCAAAGAACCUUGAGGAUCACAUUGAGUUUGAGCAUGGCUAUGACACGAGCAGUCAAUCGAUUAUUAAUUUCCUGGAGAUAUUGCGGGAGUUUGGAAGAGAGGACCAGCGGGCUUUCAUACAAUUCACUACUGGAGCGCCUCAACUCCCGCUUGGCGGCCUAGCUUCGCUUGAUCCCAAGCUCACUGUCGUCCGAAAGCAAUGUGAUGGCAAUGUAGACGACGAAUUGCCAAGUGUCAAUACCUGCCGGCACUUUAUCAAGCUCCCUCCUUACUCCUCGAAGGAGAUAAUGAGAAAGAAGCUCCAAUAUGCCUUUACAGAGGGUUUAGGCUCCUUCCAUUUAUCAUGACAAAAGGCAUAAGCGUACGAGAUGAUGGGAAAACAAUGUACAUAAAAGAAGGUGUAGGUAGCCAUUCAUUAUUAGUGAUUUUAAAAGAAUUGCAUAACCGCGUUGGUGUCAAUAGUCACUAGACUUAUCAAUCUUCUGAUUUGAUGAUUUUUCUGGUUGGGGAUUAGCUGCUAGAGAUGUAACACAAAAU
Molecule: messenger RNA, 4291 nt
Organism: Phragmites australis (common reed)
Lineage: Eukaryota; Viridiplantae; Streptophyta; Magnoliopsida; Poales; Poaceae
Product: E3 ubiquitin-protein ligase UPL4-like
Exons: 16
Coding region: 1-4101 (1366 amino acids)
Biological process (GO): proteasome-mediated ubiquitin-dependent protein catabolic process; protein polyubiquitination
Molecular function (GO): ubiquitin protein ligase activity
Source: RefSeq, a predicted model, not a curated record